Messenger RNA from Plenodomus lingam JN3, 417 nucleotides. Lineage: Eukaryota; Fungi; Ascomycota; Dothideomycetes; Pleosporales; Leptosphaeriaceae. The record is from RefSeq and is a predicted model, not a curated record.
AUGGGGUCUGCACUAGACGUUCAUUCCGGUUUCAACGUGCCAUGUGUUGUAAUGUCACCAUCAAGGAAAAAGCUACUUGUCCUGGCUUUAGCACUUUCACGCCAUCUCAAAAUGACACCAAACGUCAUCAAGUUCGGCUUCCUGACCGCCGCCCAAGUCAUUCGCCUUCACAAAGUCUUCAUCGCAAAUGCCCUACCCACUCAGCCGGCUAUGCUGGAAUCAGCGGUGCAAUCACCCAUAAACAUCAAGUACUAUGCGAAUCAACAGAACUUCUCCAAACUCCAGGACAUGCUUUUGCAGCCAAGUCCUGAAAACAAGCUGAUGGAAGAGGGACUGGUUGCGGCGUGUACGAAUAAGUGGACAGCCGAGCAACUCGGGGAGUACUACGAGAAGGUGGCCAGAGAGCUUGACUGGUAG